This is a messenger RNA of Cyclocybe aegerita, 531 nucleotides long. NCBI's taxonomy places the organism in Eukaryota, Fungi, Basidiomycota, Agaricomycetes, Agaricales, Hemipholiotaceae. The record is from the annotation of a GenBank genome assembly.
AUGUUGCGCUCACCGUCGCGCUCGUCUAGCACGCCAGGCACCACCGCCUCCCCAAAGAAGCAUCGUCUUGGCAUGGCUGGUGUGGCGAACCUCUUCAUCCGCAUGCGCCGUCUGGAGGACAGAUCAAAGACGUCCUCGGCCAAGCGCAACCACAUCGUUGUCGACUCUGGCGAGCCGCAGACCCACCCGACCAUUGCCAACAAUGUCAAGGAGGAGCAGCAGAUUGCAGUGGAGUUCACUGAAAACUACGUCUGUGCGGGCGGCGUCAAUGUCGCCACACUUGUGAGGGCGACGAGGUCAGAGCUGCUUGGGCGCGUCGAAGGCCUUGGCGCAAAUACCCUCGCGGAUGAACAAUGGGCAUGUACAAUCUCUGGCCCCAAGCCUGCUCCUAAUGGGACAUAUAAGGUCCAGGUCCGCUAUACUGCCGCAGCCACCAAGUCAGUUGCACGAGAUCCCUGCAGACCAGUGGCGAUGGACAAAGCCAAGGGCAUCCCCGGGCUUAUGACGAUUGUCCGGCGAAACGACCACUGA